AUGGCUACCAUCUCUGCUCCGCAAACCCCUAAUCUAAACGGAGGGUCGAUGAUCGAUCCGACACGGCAAGGCGAAUACCCUAUACUGCUGGGAGACAAGCUGGCUGGAAGAGAGACCGCAAGAGACCGUCAGUUCGUGAAUGUGACGUAUAACUACAAGAGCAAAGGUGGAACGCCACAGCAAAGGACGACCAUAUCCUCCGCCGGAACCCCAGACCGAUAUAAACUCACGAUACAAGACAAGGCCGGGAAUGCAGAGCAGACGAACUUGACGUACGUGUACGAUGGCGGUGUAGACCCGGAAUCUACGGCAUCAAAGUCGGAGAAUAGCAAUCUAGUUUUGAUCUAUGACCCGAAGCGCAAGGCGUUUAUUCUUGAGCCCGUUUCGACAAGGUUGAACUUCAAUCUAAAGUCUGCGCCUGGAAAGACAGACCGACAGGUUGCGGAACAAUACAGUCAAUUGAACACUUCUUUUUCAAAAGAUGAUCAGUCUACGGGUGAUAGUGCUGGCAGACAAGCGGACAAUGAGAGCGAGGACGAGGAUCUAGGGCCGGCUGAUGCGGACAAUCCGUUCGAUUACAGACAUUUCCUUCCGAAGAAGAAGGCCGUGGAGAACAAACAACGUGCUACUGGAUACGGUUCAUCUCCCGGGACACCAGAUCCUCACCAGGUGGUGAGCAAACCUGUAGCACCCCGAUCGGUGCCGGCCCCAGCGGCUAAGCCGAAACCAAAGCCCAAGCCGAAAGCUGCACCCAAGAGCAAAGCUCAACCAAAUCCGCUCCGUCCUCCGAAACAACGGCAACCCAAGGCCGCUAGCAGUGGGAAUGCAACCGCAAAGGAGCCAGAGCCAGUUGCGUCGGCAGCAAUAUCACUCCCGCCAAAACCGGAACCGGUUGAAACUAUCAUUGAGUCCGUGGAGACACCAGAUCUGGUUGGUGUUUAUUCUGCCUCGGACGAUGAACACAAAUCACGGCUGGCUGCAUCACCCGGCAGUAACAUCAUCGUGGAUGGAGACCUUAUCAUUGACAUGGGCUCUCCUCCACCGCAACGCCCGACAUUCAACGAGACAGGAUACCGCAGUGAUGACGAAGACGAGAUAGACGACAAUCGACCGUCGUUCCUAAUCGGACGACGGCUUGUGGAUGACGAUGACGAAGAAAAUGACGAAGAUGAGAUCAUGGAAGAUGUGCCGUCUAACAAUUUAGACGGAGACGAGGAGCCAGCUGAUUUCGAGGACGAUCUAGUUGCUGAAAUGGAAGCGGCCCUUGAAGAGAGUGCUAGAGAAGAAGAAGCAAGGCUGGCGAUGGAACAGCAGCAGCAACGAUAUAACAACCAUGUCCCGAGUGAUGACGAGAGUGAAGUCAGCGAAGAAGAAUGA
Molecule: messenger RNA, 1377 nt
Organism: Arthroderma uncinatum
Lineage: Eukaryota; Fungi; Ascomycota; Eurotiomycetes; Onygenales; Arthrodermataceae
Exons: 1
Coding region: 1-1377 (458 amino acids)
Source: RefSeq, a predicted model, not a curated record